UUAUUCUUGUUUUUGUUUCGACGUGAUUGAUUAACAUUUUGCAGAUUUCCUUGAUUUUGCUGACUAUGCUGAUUAUGCUGCUGACUAUGUUGCUGUAAUUGCAUUUCUCGAAGCUGUUCGGUCAAAUGGAAAAUGUCUUUUUCUUGUGAUUCGACCACUGAUUUCAAUUCAUCAAUCUGCCUCAAAUCUUCCGAACGUGGAUCGCGUCGUUCAUAGCGCAUUCGCAUUUCCUCAAAGCUAUCACGAAUGGCGAUUUUGGGUAUGUGUAGACAGCAUUUAUAUAAAUGUAGCGAAGUUUAGUGAGGCAUAUGCACUUUCUGUGUAGCGUGUCAAUUUCUUGUGUAUUUGAAACAUCGCGACUAUUCAAUCGAAUUUUUUCAAACUCAAAUUGAUCCUUAAAAUCGCUUAGCUCUCGUUUGUGAUUAAGUUUGAUAGCACUAAAACAUUUAGGAA
Clunio marinus is the source of this 453-nucleotide messenger RNA. The record is from the annotation of a GenBank genome assembly. NCBI's taxonomy places the organism in Eukaryota, Metazoa, Arthropoda, Insecta, Diptera, Chironomidae.